This is a messenger RNA of Lymnaea stagnalis (great pond snail), 13056 nucleotides long. NCBI's taxonomy places the organism in Eukaryota, Metazoa, Mollusca, Gastropoda, Lymnaeidae. The record is from the annotation of a GenBank genome assembly.
AUGUACCUUGUGGUAUGUUGGGGGCGCGUGACUGGGAACAUGAUAUCAACACGUGAGUAGGACCUGUCAGUUAUUAUUCAUAGAAUUAUACCAAUCGAAAAAAAAUAAUUUUUGUUUGUUGAAAGAUAUUUAUCACAUAAACAUAUUUCAAUAAUGCAUACCUGUACGAUAAAAGCGUUUAGCUCUAAGAUGUUUAAAAUAAAAAUUUUCAAUCGGAUUUUUUAGAAUAUAAUUCACCACACUUUCCUGUCCUACCCACUUUCCUACCCACAACAGUCCAGCCAGGAUAUAACGAUAAAAGAAGAAUUGUGUCUCUAACUUCGUGACAUCAGAAAUAUCAUAAGAACAGGUUGGUCUCACUGGCCAGGAUAAAGUCAACCAAAAAAACAACCAAAAAAGUCUUGUAAGGACAUAUUCCCCCGUGUCUCUGGAAACGAACAAGACAAUGUGAUGUGUUUUUUGUUGCUGUUUUUUUUUUUUUGGUCACAAAAAUGCUCAUAUGCCUUGAUGGUCUUGUGGUGAUGCCAAACAUUCCUGGAUAACAUUCGUACCACAAGCUUUUAUGUUGUGAUUGCUGAAGAAGAUUAACACCGCAUUACAGUUGAACUUACAUCAAACAGGAUCCCAAGCUCAACAUCGAAACCCUGCCCCCAACCCAACCCCAACCCCCACCCAUUUUUCAGCGGUGUUCUAUAGCCAGGUAUGGUAGGGUUGUUAAAUGUUAAACAUCCUAUAUACCGAACCAGUUGUUAAAAAAAUUCAAAACAAAUAAGCCAAUACACACAUUUUAAUGCGUUGGUGUUUUUGUAUGAUCUACAAGUACCGCAUUGCUGGUUGCUGGAUUGUCAGCCCACUGCUGCCAGUUCAUUACCUCCACUAUCCUGGCAAAAAAUAAUGUUUUCAACCAAUCCCAUCCAUUUUUUCCCCUCCAACUUUCCCUUAGGUUUUUGUUUACUUGCCCUUUUAGUUGAUCACAUUACUUAUACAAGUUAACGCUCAUCAUCCCAAUGUUGGUUUCUCCCAGGCCAUUGUUUUAGCAGGUGCAAUACCAGAUCUGUGCGUGUCAUAAAGGCCACGGCCAUGCUCUUCGUCGCGGCCAUGCUUUUCUUAGCUUUGCAUAUGAAUUUCUCCCACGAGGCGUCUCAACAGAACCUGCACAGGGCGGCCCCCAUCUCCUCGCCCACCACGAUCAGCCAAUCAACUGUUCAGAUUCGCAACGCGACUCGUGAUUUUCUCCCGACAAGCUCUACACCAAUGAAAGACGAACUGAUAGAAACGGAAUCUGAAUUUGUUGACGGCUUUCAAAGACAUGAAGUAAUCGCCUGCAGCGAUACCAGCGAGGAAUUUAGGACCGAUUCCAAGAGGAUAGCUUUGGUCAACUCACAGAGUGGUGUACCGUGUCCGAUUCGACCACCUGCCUUAGGUAAAAAAAAUAUAUAUCCAUAGAACUAACGUAUAUACUCGCACGUAAGCCGAAUUUAGAACUGUAAAAUACAAUACUCAAAUCAGGGGGUGGGCUUAUAUGCGCAUAAACAAAAUGGACACAAGGACAGGCACUAAUGCCAAGUUUCCAGCCACACUAUUUGUCUAAAUAUAUACUUCGUUAAUCAUUAGUUGUGAACAACUUAUGAGCGGAAGUUCAGAUAGUAUUAUAGCAAACAAUGUGGAAAGAGCAGAACACGUUUUUGUGUCAUUCCAAAAGGUAAACAAACAGGUAUGUAACAUAAAAUAAAAGUAAACAUUUUACAUCUUUACAGUAACAAAAUUUCUAUGAACCAAAAAUAUGGAGUAAAAUUAUACAAUUGUAUGGUCGGCUUAUAUGCGGGUUUUUGCAAAAACUGGCCAUUUUAAAGCAGUUUUAGGGUUCGGCUUAUAUGCGUUGUAGGCUUAUAUGCGAGUAUAUACGGUAACUAUUUGCUGUACAUCAGGGGAGAAAUGCAAUAUUUUAUAACGUGUUAAAUGUAGCCAAUGCCAAUGUAUUUCACUUACCCUACUAGUAUUUAAAUAAACGGUAUAUUUAUAGUUUGAUAAAGUUUUUUUUUUUAAAAACAUGUUUCGAACAGCUGGAAGGUUCGUACCCUCAAAAAAGAGUUCUACGUAUCACGAGCUAGCCGCCAUGUUUCCCGAUGUCCAAGAUGGCGGCCACUACACGCCCCGGAUGUGCACGCCAGCAGAAAAGACCGCCAUCAUCAUCCCGUACCGGAACAGGUGUCGUCAUCUGUACACACUUCUACCUAACCUGAUUUCGAUGUUGAUGAGACAAAACGUGGACUUUACCAUCUUUGUUAUUGAACAGGUGAGAAGGAGAAUGUUGUUGAACAGGUGAGACAUAGAAUGUUAUUGAACAGGUGAGAAUGGGUUGUUAUUGAACAGGCGAGGAAUGUAUUGAUUAAUAUUUAAUAAAUGGAACUAAACAAAUAUUUAGCACCUUUUUUAAAAACUUGAAAUGGUGAAAAAUAUUAUUUUAAGAUUUUUUUUCCGAAGCAAUAUAAUGUCAUAUCUGAUGUCAUAUGAGUUUGUUUUUAAAAUAUAUUAAAAUUGAAUAUUGCUUACCUUAACUGAUAAAAUUCGAAAAGCCCUCCCAAUUUUGUUAAAACUUGUAUUAUUCAGAGUUUUAAAUGAAUUCUAAUGUUCAUAACAAAAUACUCUGAGGAAUAACUAUCAUGGGCAGCUACUAUCGCUGGAAAAUAAUAUCGCUUGAAACUACUACCGUGGGAUACUACCAUAUUGGGCAACUACUAUCAUGGGCAACUAAUAUCUUGGGCAACUAUUAUCUUGGGAAAAUACUAUCUUGGGCAACUACUAUCUUGGGCAACUACUAUCUUGGGCAACUACUAUCGUGGGCAACUACUAUUUUGGGCAACUAAUAUCUUGGGUAACUAUUAUCUUGGGAAAAUACUAUCUUGGGCAACUACUAUCGUAUGCAACCACUAUCUUGGGCAACUACUAUCCUGGGCAAUUACUAGAAUGGGUAAAUCCAUUCUUUGGAAGGAAAAAACAUCGAUGGCAAUAACAGACACGUCAGACAGAUUAAUUAAGUUGAUCCCAGACAAUAAUCUGUCGUCUUGGCAGACUACACCCGAGACUUUCAACAAAGGGAUUCUAUUCAACGCCGGAUAUCUCGAGGCCCUGAAAGUGGAUAACUACGACUGUUUUAUCCUGCAUGACGUCGACAUGAUUCCCAUCGAUGACCGGAACAUGUAUAGGUGCAACAAGACGGGACCGGUGCACUUCUCUCCCGGAGUCAACAAAUUCAAAUACAAGUGAGCAUCCAUAUGUUUGAGUUACACACAUUUUAUAACUAUGUAAACUGUUAUAUUAAAUUUAAAAAAUAAUUUAAAAAAAAUCAAUAUUUCAGAACUUACUUCCCAUAUCCUCGAUAUUAAAAUAACAUUUCACAGUUCACUUAAUAUUAACUGCAUACUAAAAUAUGUUAACUUUCUUCAGUCAAUCACUGUCUUAAAUUUAAUUGUUGAUUUUCAGACUUGUCAUUAUUUCACUAUUUGUCGUUGUUUCCUUUUUAAAAAAAAAUUUAAAACCAUUUUUGGCUUAUAUCAAUAUAAUUAUUUUUAUGUCAUAUUUUGUCUUCAUUUCACUAGUUGCCUUUAUUUCACUAGUUGCCUUUAUUUCACUAGUUGCUUUAUUUAACUAGUUGCCUUUAUUUUCACUAGUUACUUUAUUUCACUACUUGCCUUUAUUUCACCAGUCGCCUUUAUUUCACCAGUCGCCUUUAUUUCACUAGUUGCCUUUAUUUCACUAGUCGUCUUUAUUUCACUAAGUUGCCUUUAUUUCACCAGUCGCCUUUAUAUCUCCAGUCGCCUUUAUUUCACCAGUCGCCUUUAUUUCAAUAGUUGCCUUUAUUUCACUAGUUGCCUUUAUUUCAAUAGUUGCCUUUAUUUCACUAGUUGCCUUUAUUUCACCAGUCGCCUUUAUAUCUCCAGUCGCCUUUAUUUCACCAGUCGCCUUUAUUUCACUAGUUGCUUUAUUUAACUAGUUGCCUUUUUUUUUACUAGGUACUUUAUUUCAUCAGUCGCCUUUAUUUCAUCAGUCGCCUUUAUUUCAUCAGUCGCCUUUAUUUCACCAGUCGCCUUUAUUUCACCAGUCGCCUUUAUUUCACCAGUCGCAUUUAUUUCACCAGUCGCCUUUAUUUCACCAGUCACCUUUAUUUCACCAGUCGCCUUUAUUUCAUCAGUCGCAUUUAUUUCACCAGUCGCUUUUAUUUCACCAGUCGCCUUUAUUUCACUUUUGUCGUUAUUUAAUUUUUUCUUAAUUUUACUAGAGUUGUCUAUGUUUCGCCGAUGUCUAUUUUGCAGACUUUUUUAUUCUGGUCUGUUUGGGGGCGUGGUGGGCUUCACCAGGGAGCAGUUCAGGUUGAUCAACGGGGCGUCAAAUCUUUACUUUGGCUGGGGCGGUGAAGAUGACGAUCUCAGAAACAGGUAAGACGUGGUGUCGUAGUGCUUAAGACGUGGCGUCAUAGUGCUUAAGACGUGGCGUCAUACUGCUUUAGACUGUAUUAUUGUGGUAAAUAUAUGUUUUGAGUUGAAUACUGUGUUAAAUUAUGUAUUGUAUACUGUGUUAAAUACUGUGUUAAAUGCUGUCUUAAAUAGUGUGUUCAAUAAUGUGUAAAAUAGUGUAUUAAUUACUGUGUUAAAAUGUGUUAAAUACUGUGUUAAACACUGUGUUAAAUAAUGUGUUAAAUAGUGUAUUAAAUACUGUGUUAAAUACUGUGUUAAAUACUGUGUUAAAUACUGUGUUAAAUACUGUGUUAAAUACUGUGUUAAAUACUGUGAUAAAUACUGUUAUAAAUACUAUGUUAAAUACUGUUUUAAAUACUGUGUUGAAACUGUGUUAAAUGCUGUAUUAAAUAAUGUGUUAAGUACAAUGUUAAAUACUGUGUUGAAUACUGCGUUAAAUACGUGUGAAAUAAGGUAUUUUUUUGUUAAAUAUUGUAUCAUUGUGUUAAAGACAGUGUUAGCGUGUUGAAAUAAAGUGUUAUUGUUUUCAAUCCCUAUGUUAAGGGCUGUGUCAUUGCAUUAAAACUGUGUCCUUAUGUUUAAGAGAGUGGUGUUGUGUUAAAAAGCUAUGUUAUUAUGUUGAAUUAUAAUGACAGUGUUUUUGUGGGGUGAAAAGAGUGUUAAUGUGGCGAAGACAUUGUUACCUUGACAAAGACAGUGUCCAAUUGAUGAAGACAACUGUCACUGUGUUGAAAACAAUGUCAUUGUUAGGAAUUAUUAUUUUUUUGUUUCCUCUAAAAAUUAAAGAGGCCUUUACUGUUUGGUAAAGUUUGAGAACCUGCUUUGCCACAAGGCUGUCUUGAGCUUUUUAUAAACAAUUUUUUUUUACUCUAGUUGUAAAGUUAACGAUUGUCUGCGCCGGCAGGUAACGCCCCGCAGGAGGGCGAUCAACAUUUUAUGUUCAGUAGGUCACAAACACGAUUAAAACAACAACAACAAGAACCUGCUAUAGUUAUCAUAGGAUUUAAGUGUGGGACAUGCUUUGUCCACGUUAAAGAACAACAAGAACCUGCUAUAGUUAUCAUAGGAUUUAAGCGUGGGACAUGCUUUGUCCUUGUUAAAGAACAACAACAAGAACCUGCUAUAGUUAUCAUAGGAUUUAAGCGUGGGACAUGCUUUGUCCACGUUAAAGAACAACAACAAGAACCUGCUAUAGUUAUCAUAGGAUUUAAGUGUGGGACAUGCUUUGUCCACGUUAAAGAACAACAAGAACCUGCUAUAGUUAUCAUAGGAUUUAAGUGUGGGACAUGCUUUGUUCACGUUAAAGAACAACAACAAGAACCUGCUAUAGUUAUCAUAGGAUUUAAGCGUGGGACAUGCUUUGUCCACGUUAAAGAACAACAACAAGAACCUGCUAUAGUUAUCAUAGGAUUUAAGCGUGGGACAUGCUUUGUCCACGUUAAAGAACAACAACAAGAACCUGCUAUAGUUAUCAUAGGAUUUAAGCGUGGGACAUGCUUUGUCCACGUUAAAGAACAACAACAAGAACCUGCUAUAGUUAUCAUAGGAUUUAAGCGUGGGACAUGCUUUGUCCACGUUAAAGAACAACAACAAGAACCUGCUAUAGUUAUCAUAGGAUUUAAGCGUGGGACAUGCUUUGUCCACGUUAAAGAACAACAACAAGAACCUGCUAUAGUUAUCAUAGGAUUUAAGCGUGGGACAUGCUUUGUCCACGUUAAAGAACAACAACAAGAACCUGCUAUAGUUAUCAUAGGAUUUAAGCGUGGGACAUGCUUUGUCCACGUUAAAGAACAACAACAAGAACCUGCUAUAGUUAUCAUAGGAUUUAAGCGUGGGACAUGCUUUGUCCACGUUAAAGAACAACAACAAGAACCUGCUAUAGUUAUCAUAGGAUUUAAGCGUGGGACAUGCUUUGUCCACGUUAAAGAACAACAACAAGAACCUGCUAUAGUUAUCAUAGGAUUUAAGCGUGGGACAUGCUUUGUCCACGUUAAAGAACAACAACAAGAACCUGCUAUAGUUAUCAUAGGAUUUAAGCGUGGGACAUGCUUUGUCCACGUUAAAGAACAACAACAAGAACCUGCUAUAGUUAUCAUAGGAUUUAAGCGUGGGACAUGCUUUGUCCACGUUAAAGAACAACAACAAGAACCUUCUAUAGUUAUCAAAGGAUUUAAGCGUGGGACAUGCUUUGUUCACGUUAAAGAACAACAACAAGAACCUGCUAUAGUUAUCAUAGGAUUUAAGCGUGGGACAUGCUUUGUCCACGUUAAAGAACAACAAGAACCUGCUAUAGUUAUCAUAGGAUUUAAGCGUGGGACAUGCUUUGUCCACGUUAAAGAACAACACCAAGAACCUGCUAUAGUUAUCAUAGGAUUUAAGUGUGGGACAUGCUUUGUCCACGUUAAAGAACAACAACAACAAGAACCUGCUAUAGUUAUCAUAGGAUUUAAGUGUGGGACGUUCUUUGUCCACGUUAAAGAACAACAACAAGAACCUGCUAUAGUUAUCAUAGGUUUUAAGCAUGGGACAUUCUUGGUCCACGUUAAAGAACAACAAAUUUGUACCCCCCUUCCCCAACACAAAGUUUAAAAAAAAAAGAAAAAAAAAGACGUAUAUCGAAACUCUAGAUGAGGGUUAGAGUUAUAAAGUAGAUUAAAAGCAGAAAGACGAUCCUGGCCCAUAUUCGUAUGAUGUUGUAUGUUAAUGUUUACAUUAUGUUGUAUGACCUUAACGUCAAAGUCCUCCAAGUGUCCUGUUUGUCCCAUCGCCCCACGCCAUUCUAUUGAACAUGGUAUCCCUCAUAUCGGUUGUGGUUGAGCUGACCCAAUGCUGUACCUGUUGAUCCUUCUUGUUUUUGAUCGGGAUGAUGCUAAUAAUUAUAUGCCGGUGUAUAGUAUUAUACGAACAGUGGGUCUCACAGUGGAAGCAGGGUAGCCGGGUCAUAAGCCCUUGCAUAGCAUCCACGCAGAACUGAAACUUAUAUAAAAACGCAUUACGAAGAUCAAAACAAAAACCGCUUUGGGUUACACAAGAGGGUGUUCUCAAAUGAAACCGCGUGUUCGAGGGCUCUCAAUCAAAUUCUCAAAGACCCCGUAUUUAUAUGUAUGGGCGCUCAUAAUAACAAUUUAUUUAGGCUAAUGGCACUCGGCCCGUUCGGCCCCAAGUCACGCUAAUGGAAUUGUUAAGAACGUUAUGAAUCUGCCAGCUUGCGUGACUCUGUCACGUGAAUCUGUCAGCUUGCGUGACUCUGUCACGUGAAUCUGUCAGCUUGCGUGAAUCUGUCACGUAAAUCUGUCAGCUAGGGCGAAUCUGUCACGUGAAUCUGACAGCUUUCAAGAAUCUGUCAGCUUAGAUGAAUCAGUCAGCUGGCCACCAACCUUAACUCUCGAUUGCAGGGCCGUCCACAUGAAGUUGCCACUGUUGAGGAAGACCUUGGUGCACGGCCUGUACGACAUGGUGAGCCACGUAGAGGCAGGCUGGAAUGUGAACCCGCACAGGUGAGACCCAGGUGUUCACACCUGCUAGUUUAGACCGUGUAUCGAUCGAGACGAGGGCUGUGAGGCUGCUGGGGUGAUGUCGCUGGUAUCAUCUUUCAUAUGUCCAUGGCGUGCCUAAUGUUUGUAGCCACUGAAGUGUGGUUGUCAAUGUUCACAUAUAAUCAUCGUUAACGCUCCGGACUGUCUAUGUUCAUACAUCCCUAUGUUAUUUAUUAAAAAAAUUUAAUAACAUAUGGGACAUUAUUUUAAAGUAAAUGAUUUAGUGUAGAUGUUAAAAUUAUCAUUUCACACUGGCACCUUGUCACUGUAACAAUCUUAUUUAUUUCGUGGGAAAUACUACAACAUUGAAGGCAUUUUAAUUCAAUCAUUGAUUAUUUUCCUUUUGAAAUGCAAUAGCCAUAAAAACAUGGUUUAUUGUAAUAGACAAUAAGUAAAAACACUUGAAAUGGAAAAUAAUUUUAAAAAAAUUUUGACAAUAGAACUGUCUUUUUUUAAACUUUUUAUCAAUACUGUUUUGUUUUUACCAAUUUUAAGUAUUAAACUUUUACUCUUUAUAUUACCAGCAAAGGGGCGCACAGCCUGUAUGACAUGUUGAACAAGGCGCUUGGGGUACAUGCAGGCUGGAACGUGCACCCGAACAGGUGAGACCCAGGUGUUCACACCUGUUAGUUUAGACCGUCCUGACAGGUGAGACCUAGGUGUUCACACCUGCUAGUUUAGACCGUCCUGACAGGUGAGGCCGAGUUGUUCACACCUGUUAGUUUAGACCGUCAUGACAGGUGAGACCUAGGUGUUCACAGCUGUUAGUUUAGACCGUCCUGACAGGUGAGACCGAGUUGUUCACACCUGUUAGUUUAGACCGUCAUGACAGGUGAGACCUAGGUGUUCACACCUGCUAGUUUAGACCGUCCUGACAGGUGAGACCUAGGUGUUCACACCUGUUAGUUUAGACCGUCCUGACAGGUGAGACCUAGGUGUUCACACCUGUUAGUUUAGACCGUCAUGACAGGUGAGACCUAGGUGUUCAAUCCUGCUAGUUUAGACCGUCCUGACAGGUGAGACCUAGGUGUUUACACCUGUUAGUUUAGACCGUCAUGAUAGGUGAGACCUAGGUGUUCACACCUGCUAGUUUAGACCGUCAUGACAGGUGAGACCGAGUUGUUCACACCUGCUAGUUUAGACGGUGUAUCGAUCGAGACGAGGGCUGUGAGGCUGCUGGGGUGAUGUCGCUGGUAUCAUCUUUCAUAUGUCCAUGGCUUGUCUAAUGUUUGUACACGCUGUAUUGUCGUUGUCAAUGUUCACAUAUAAUCAUCGUUAACUCUCCGGACUGUCUAUGUUUAUAUAUACCUAUGUUAAUUAUUAAAAAAUUUAAUAACAUAUGGGACAUUAUUUUAAAGUAAAUGAUUUAGUGUAGAUGUUAAGAUUAUCAUUUCACACUAAUGCAUUGUCCCUGUAACAAUCUUAUUUAUUUCAUGUGAAAUAACAAUACAACAUUGAAGGCAUUUCAAUUCAAUCAUUGAUUAUUUCCCUUUGAAAUGCAAUAACCAUGUAAACAUUGUUUAUUGCAAUUGACAAUAAAUAAGAACACUUGAAAUAGAAAGUAAUAAACACUUUUUUUUGACACUAAAACUGUCUUUUUAAACUUUUUAUUAAUAAUGUUUAGUUUUUACCAAUUUUAAGUUUUAAACUUUUACUCUGCAUAUUACCAGCAAAGGGGCGCACAGCCUGUAUGACAUGGUGAACCACGCGCCUGCGGAAGGGGCAGGCUGGAACGUGAACCCGGACAGGUGAGACCCAGGUGUUCACACAGUUAGUUUAGACCGUCCUGACAGGUGAGACCUAGGUGUUCACACCUGCUAGUUUAGACCGUCCUGACAGGUGAGACCUAGGUGUUUACCCCUGUUAGUUUAGACCGUCCUGACAGGUGAGACCUAGGUGUUCACACCUGCUUGUUUAGACCGUCAUGACAGGUGAUACCGAGUUGUUCACACCUGCUAGUUUAGACCGUCAUGACAGGUGAGACCGAGUUGUUCACACCUGCUAGUUUAGACCGUGUAUCGAUCGAGACGAGGGCUGUGAGGCUGCUGGGGUGAUGUCGCUGGUAUCAUCUUUCAUAUGUCCAUGGCGUGCCUAAUGUUUGUAGCCACUGAAGUGUGGUUGUCAAUGUUCACAUAUAAUCAUCGUUAACUCUCCGGACUGUCUAUGUUUAUAUAUACCUAUGUUACUUAUUAAAAAAUUUAAUAACAUAUGGGACAUUAUUUUAAAGUAAAUGAUUUAGUGUAGAUGUUAAAAUUAUCAUUUCACACUAAUGCAUUGUCCCUGUAACAAUCUUAUUUAUUUCAUGGGAAAUAACAAUACAACAUUGAAGGCAUAUUAAUUCAAUCAUUGAUUAUUUUCCCUUUGAAAUGCAAAAGCCGAAUAAACAUUGUUUAUUGCAAUUGACAAUAAAUAAGAACACUUGAAAUAGAAAGUAAUAAACAUUUUUUUUUGACAAUAAAACUGUCUUUUUAAACUUUUUAUUAAUAAUAUUUUGUAUUUACCAAUUUUAAUCUUUAAACUUUUACUCUGUAUAUUACCAACAAAGAAAUUAUUUUAAACUUCUUAACAAAAUCCCUAAAGUCUUACAGCUCUCGUAUGACCACCCCUACCCAAUGCUCAUUCCUCCGUUCAUCGAACGGAGCAGACGCGAUGUUUACACAUAUCAGAAUCGACCAUUCAGGGGACCACGCGACGGACUGAGCGAUGGUCACGUGUGUCGACAAAACAAAAGCAUUACGUCAAACGAGCGAAUGAGAUGAGAAGGCGGUAAGAAAGAAAUGCUUUGGAAAAAAAAAAAAAAAAGAAGAAGAAAAGAAAAUUAAAUUCUUUAUAGAAGCUAAAAUAAUAAUAAAUGAAAAAACAAAAGCAUUACGUAAAACGAGCGAAUGAGAUGAGAAGGCGGUAAGAAAGAAAUGCUUUGGAAAAAAAAAAAAAAGAAGAAGAAAAGAAAAUUAAAUUCUUUAUAGAAGCUAAAAUAAUCAUAAAUGAUUUCUAUUUUAACGGCAAAUCCUGCAUUUUAAUAAAUAAAGGAAUAUCUACCAAUGCCAUUUUAAAUACCUGUGUCGCUUUAAUUGGACGUUAAUAUCAUAGCAGCCACCCAUGUAUCCCCAGAUUUAAGAUCUACAGUACAAGCCGGCAAAGACAACACGUCGACGGUAUCAAUUCAUUGGUGUACAAUGUCACGUGGUACAGGACGUCGCCAUUGUACACGUGGGUCGGAGUCGGAUACAAUAAAACCGUCAUUACGAAUGUGAGUGUUUGAUCACGUGAUGUGUCCUUUUAGGCAGAGGGGUGUUGGGGCGGUGAGGUCAUUAGGUCAAGGUUGGGUGAGUGUUUAAACACGUUAUGGGUAAUUUAGGUAGUGGGGUCAUUUUAGAGUAGAUGUUUUGUGAACGGAGAGCUGCUGUGAUAGGAUCCUGUCAAUGAAGAACUGUUAUCGUUACUAUCAUUGGUCAUUAGGUACCCGUUUGGCUUAGACAUGUCCUCAGGUUAAGUCUAGCUAAUAUGGAUCCUUAGGUAAUGUUUGGGUAGGAAUGGUCCACAGGUUAUGUCUGGUAAUGAAAGGCUCUUGUCUCUAUUUUAGGAAAGUUUCGCCCAUAAAAUGGGUAGGAAAUAGAUUUUAUGUACAUGGGAGUAAUCAAUGGGUAGUAAAUAGAUUGUAUGAGUUAGUAAUCAAUGGGUAGUAAAUAGAUUGUAUGAGUUAGUAAUCAAUGGGUAGUAAAUAGAUUGUAUGAGUUAGUAAUCAAUGGGUAGUAAAUAUAUUGUAUGAGUUAGUAAUCAAUGGGUAGUAAAUAGAUUGUAUGAGUUAGUAAUCAAUGUGUAGUAAAUAGAUUGUAUGAGUUAGUAAUCAAUGGGUAAUAAAUAGAUUGUUUGUACGAGGGAGUAAUCAAUGGGUAGUAAAUAGAUUGUAUGAGUUAGUAAUCAAUGGGUAGUAAAUAGAUUGUAUGAGUUAGUAAUCAAUGGGUAGUAAAUAGAUUGUAUGAGUUAGUAAUCAAUGGGUAGUAAAUAUAUUGUAUGAGUUAGUAAUCAAUGGGUAGUAAAUAGAUUGUAUGAGUUAGUAAUCAAUGUGUAGUAAAUAGAUUGUAUGAGUUAGUAAUCAAUGGGUAAUAAAUAGAUUGUUUGUACGAGGGAGUAAUCAAUGGGUAGUAAAUAGAUUGUAUGAGUUAGUAAUCAAUGGGUAGUAAAUAGAUUGUAUGAGUUAGUAAUCAAUGGGUAGUAAAUAGAUUGUAUGAGUUAGUAAUCAAUGGGUAGUAAAUAGAUUGUUUAUAUGAGUUAGUAAUUAAUGGGUAAUAAAUAGAUUGUAUGAGUUAGUAAUCAAUGUGUCGUAAAUAGAUUGUAUGAGUUAGUAAUCAAUGGGUAGUAAAUAGAUUGUAUGAGUUAGUAAUCAAUGGGUAGCAAAUAGAUUGUAUGAGUUAGUAAUCAAUGGGUAGUAAAUAGAUUGUAUGAGUUAGUAAUCAAUGGGUAGUAAAUAGAUUGUAUGAGUUACUAAUCAAUGGGUAGUAAAUAGAUUGUUUGUAUGAGUUGUAAUCAAUGGGUAGUAAAUAGAUUGUUUGUAUGAGUUAGUAAUCAAUGGGUAGUAAAUAGAUUGUAUGAGUUAGUAAUCAAUUGGUAGUAAAUAUAUUGUUUGUAAGAGGGAGUAAUCAAUGGGUAGUAAAUAGAUUGUAUGAGCUAGUAAUCAAUUGGUAGUAAAUAUAUUGUUUUUAAGAGGGAGUAAUCAAUUGGUAGUAAAUAUAUUGUUUUUAAGAGGGAGUAAUCAAUGGGUAGUAAAUAUAUUGUUUGUAAGAGGGAGUAAUCAAUGGGUAGUAAACAGAGGGCACGCGGGAGGAAGUAAUAUUUUAUAAAUUCGGAGUACAAAUACAUGAAAGUACACAAUGUAAUAGUUUCCUCUGUGUUACCACUCCACUUUGGUUAGAGUGCUCUAAAAUUAUUAAACGUCUUUUAUUUUUUUUUUUAUAAUCUACUUUCAGAGCAUCCCAGAAGAUUUGAGGAUUGGCCCCAAAGCUGAUAACACGUAUUUAACGGGCAACUUUACAAUAAUUUCAUAA